Plasmodium cynomolgi strain B is the source of this 501-nucleotide messenger RNA. RefSeq lists its product as hypothetical. The record is from RefSeq and is a predicted model, not a curated record. Gene Ontology annotation, cellular component: ribosome. Gene Ontology annotation, molecular function: structural constituent of ribosome. Lineage: Eukaryota; Apicomplexa; Aconoidasida; Haemosporida; Plasmodiidae. The transcript has 2 exons. Gene Ontology annotation, biological process: translation. The coding region runs from base 1 to 501 and encodes 166 amino acids.
AUGUUCUUCCUAAGCAGUGUGCUGUUUCGAUCCAAAAGCAAACGGGUCCAUGUAAAUUUAAUUUCUUCAUGUGCGAGCAACUACAUCUACUCGACGUACAUUUCACCCAGCAAGUCCAAAUUCCGCAUGUCCCUGAGGAAGCACGACCCCGUAGUUAACCGCCACGUGUUCGUGCCCCAGCCAAGCGCGCCAAGGGUGCCAAGCGUGCAAAGGCGUGUUCCCAUACAUCUCCCUUUGCAACCAGCUUGUACAGCCAAAACGUGUCCUCAUGUGCAUACCCAUGUGCAGUCCUCACUCCCUUUCACGCGCCUCUCCCCCCUCUGCAGCAUGUUCUACCAAAAGCACACAAAGUCCAAGUCGAAAAAGAGGCUAACCAUGCACGGGAUUAAUUAUGCGCGCUUUACAGGAAAAAACAAAAAUCUUAGACCCCUGUUGAAGAGAGUAGAGAAGUCCUACCUAUUCGGGAAAUUCAACAAGCUCAUAGACAACACGUACAGGUAG